Messenger RNA from Tarenaya hassleriana, 769 nucleotides. RefSeq lists its product as uncharacterized. The record is from RefSeq and is a predicted model, not a curated record. NCBI's taxonomy places the organism in Eukaryota, Viridiplantae, Streptophyta, Magnoliopsida, Brassicales, Cleomaceae. The transcript is spliced from 4 exons. Bases 52 to 594 code for a protein of 180 amino acids. Gene Ontology annotation, molecular function: RNA binding.
GGAAUCAGAAGCUUGUGAAGGUAGGAUAUUCCGGCGACGAGCUUGUCGGCGAUGGCGAUGUCUCUGGUUACUCCUUCAUCGUUUCUCCUUGUCCCGUUUCACAAACGCUCUCUCAUCCGAACAUCUUCAAUUCCCAGAACUCUAGUUUCUCUGACAACAGAAAUCCCCGAGUAUUCUCUGAUUUCGUCGAUUCCUCCGGCGAAUUUCCCACUCCGGACAAUCCGUUGCGUUUCCGGAGAGGAUUCGUCCGAUGAAAUCGCAGAGUCUCCCUCUCCCUCUACUUCGGUCUCUUCGAUCUUCGUGAAAGGGCUUGCGCAGUCAGUGAGUGAAGGGCGCUUAAGAAAGGCUUUUUCGGAGUUUGGAGAAGUUACCAAUGUGAAAAUCAUCAUAAAGAAUAGGACAAGACAAUCUCUGGGAUAUGGAUACGUCUGGUUUGCGAGGGAAGAGCAUGCGCAGAUAGCCGCGGAAGCCAUGAACGGCAAGUUCUUCGAAGGCCGGUUUAUUCUGGUUAAACUUGGUCAGCCUGGUUUGUCGUCCGGCCGCCGCAGCAACUGCCGGAGAUCGGAUUCCGAUUCUCUAUUUGUAAAACCAUAGUUUUACAUGAUUUUUUUUCCUUAGUGUUUUGGCAAAAGAGGCUUUAAACAUGUGUGAGGAUUACAAAUUACAAUGGCUAAAGUCUUUGCCUAUGGCUUCUUCCAUGCGACCAUAAUGAAAGAUUUUAAAAUAAUGCAUGUUUUUGUUGGUCCAAUCUAGAUAUAAAGUUUGCAUA